Topomyia yanbarensis is the source of this 4487-nucleotide messenger RNA. It is a transcript of the gene Rtel1, whose product is annotated as regulator of telomere elongation helicase 1 homolog. Gene Ontology annotation, biological process: negative regulation of DNA recombination; DNA repair; DNA recombination. Gene Ontology annotation, molecular function: DNA helicase activity; hydrolase activity, acting on acid anhydrides, in phosphorus-containing anhydrides; DNA binding. The transcript has 4 exons. Gene Ontology annotation, cellular component: nucleus. The record is from RefSeq and is a predicted model, not a curated record. Bases 1332 to 4379 code for a protein of 1015 amino acids. NCBI's taxonomy places the organism in Eukaryota, Metazoa, Arthropoda, Insecta, Diptera, Culicidae.
UCAGAAAUCCGAACCGGUUCCGGAAUGAGUUUAACUGGGUAGGAGCAGAUCACUCUAGGAAUGCAUAACAAAUUUGCAUCAACUUAGAAAAAAUGCAUUUAAUUUCUAUUUUUGCAUCAGCUUUGCACUCCCUCGCAGAAAAGAUUACUUAACAAUCGUCCUACGCUGAUCCACUUUGUUCGAUGUUUUGUUGAAUGCAGGGCUGUUUUUUGUAGGGUUUUGACGUCUUACACGCAACGCAAAAUACAUUGCACGCAACGCAAAAUGCAUUACGAAUUUCUAUUUUGAUGGAAAGAAAUGCAUUUAAUUUCGCUGAUUUUUAAAAAUGCAUCACAAGUGAUCUGCCCCUAGUGAGUAACGGUUUGUCCAGAAUUUCCGCUCAAAGUGAAUUAUGACAGUUGGCUUUUAAGCCGUAAUCAUAUGUUUGUCGAGAAAUAAUCAUUAUUCCAAUUUUGACAGUGUCGUCACUCUCCUUAUAUGGACUCAGCUCUCACCUACCUUUACUCUUUUUUGACAAGGUACGGUUUUUGUCAGAAACACGUCAAAUCUACUCAUUUGUGAAAAACCGUACCUUGUCAAAAAUGAAUAAAAGUAGGUGAGGCUAUUCGGAAUGAUGUAGUACCGAUGUCGGAUGGAGAUGACCUACUUCGAUCAGACAUUAUAUUGAACUUUCACACAAUUUUUACUCAUUUUUGAGUAAAAGCGUUUUAGUUGUAAUGAGUAGCUGAGGAUAAGCGUGUAUUGCUUACACGCCACCAAAAAACUACCUAAAAAUUUAGUACUUUUGACUCAAUAUCGUGGUAUCGUGCAGGAAGGUAAAAUUAGGUAAACCGUGUUGAAGGUAGUUUCCAUUUAACUACGGCAAAAUAAUAACUCAACCUUGAGUUUAAUUUACUUAAAUUUAUGUUGAAUUUACCUAAUUUUGAGUGUACCCCAAACAACUUAAAAGUACCUUACUGCACGGAAGACCUCGACGGAGUCGAAUCUCUCGUUUUGUUUUUGACAACACUAAUAAGUGCGAAAGCGACGCACAGCUCAAAAGUACCUAAAUUUAAGUUUAAAGAACUUAUUCUGUAGGUUAUUUUAUGGUUGCGUGUAUAGGCAAAUGUUGAGCAGUUUCAAAUGAGCGUGGAAGAGGACCAACCACAAGCACUGUAAUUAUUACCAUCAGUUACCCCUCGUUGAUUUUAAUUUUCAUCCGAGCGUGAAUGUAAACAUUUAAAUGUCAAAAAGUUCGCGCCGCGGGAAAUUUAUACUGUUUUUCAUGAAUUUUCCUGUUAUCGCGCUGUUUAGUUGAAUUACUGAUAAUAUUGUUUUUUUUUUGAAACGCAAUGCCUGAGUAUGAGAUCAACAAUGUUCCGGUCAAUUUCCCGUUUGAACCGUACCAAGUGCAGCGGGACUACAUGGCAAAAGUGAUCGAAUGUUUGCAGAACGGUACGAAUGGCGUCCUGGAGUCCCCUACCGGCACCGGAAAAACGUUGAGUCUGCUGUGUUCAUCGUUAGCAUGGGUUCUGAGUAAAAAAGCACAAGUUCAGGCGAACAUGCGAACUAACAUUACCGAUAUGAAGGAGUUUGAGGUGGCAAAGAAAAACAGGUUUGGUCAAAGUUCGGCGGCGGGAAAAGGUAAACCACAGGAAUUUCUAGACUUAUUGGAUCAAUUGAACGAUGGUACUGGUUCGCAUGGUUCCAAAUGGGGAGUGCCAAAAAUUAUCUACGCCUCACGGACACAUUCGCAGCUGACGCAGGCCAUGCAGGAAAUGAAGAAUACUAGUUACAGUUUUAUGAGAGCGAUUAUUUUGGGUUCCAGGGACCAGCUGUGCAUUCAUCCGGAGGUUUCGAAAGAGAAUGGAAACUCAGUAAAAACUAAUCUUUGUAAAGCUAAAAUUCAGUCCCGAUGUUGUUCUUUCUAUAGUCGGGUGGAGAGUUGCAAGGAACGACCAGAAGUCACUGGUUGCUCUAUCAUGGACAUUGAGGAUUUGGUGAAAACGGGAACAAAAAUUAAGGCCUGUCCGUUCUUUUUAUCUAAGGAACUGAUCGAAAACGCUGACAUCCUAUUUAUGCCGUAUAACUAUCUGUUAGAUCCCCAAGCGCGGAAAGCAAAUAAUCUGGAGAUAUCGAAUACAGUGAUCAUUUUAGACGAGGCGCACAAUGUGGAGAAAAUGUGCGAAGAAUCGGCAUCCAUGCAGAUCAAGUCAUCCGACAUUGCGCUGUGUAUCGACGAUGUUACCUCGAUUAUGAAAGUGAUGGACAAUUCGGUUGCCAUUCCGGAGGAUGACGAUGGAAAGAAGGAUUUUACAAUUGAUGAUUUGGCUCUGCUGAAGGAAAUGUUACUUGCUCUAGAAAAAUCGGUGGAUGAGAUACCGAUCAUGUUCUCCCAGGGUGGGAAUACUUUCGUUGGGACGUACAUUUUUGACAUUUUCGAAAAAGCCAAUAUCAAGGAAGGAAAUUACCACAUCAUCGCUCAAUUGUUGGAAAACAUUAUCCAGUAUAUUGCCACUAUAACGGAGAAAAACAACUUUGUUCGUCGUGGUGGUGGUUUGCAGAUAUUGGCAGAGGCUUUGGCGAUUGUGUUUGCCGGAAGCGGCCAAGAGUACCGAGCGUCUAUCGCCAGAUGCUACAAGGUGCACAUAGAAUUUGAAGAACAAAAAAAGGUACGAGGCAAUGUCCGGCAGGCGGAUGGUUGGACGACGACCAAACAGUUGGUUCCAUCGGUGAAAUCUAACGCCAAAAAGGUUAGUUUUUGGUGUUUCAAUCCAGGUUUUGGAAUGCGACAGUUGCUGGGCAAAAAUGCCAGGAGCAUUAUUCUGACCAGUGGUACGUUGGCUCCACUAAAGCCUCUGAUCAGUGAACUAGACAUUCCGGUUGCUGUUCGACUGGAAAAUCCUCACAUAAUUGAUGGAAGUCAAGUUUGUGUGAAAAUCGUCGGUCAAGGUCCGGAUAAGGAGAACCUCAAUUCAAGCUACGGCAACCGGGACAAUCCGAAGUACGUACAGAGUUUGGGUCGCACAAUCUUGUCGUUUUGUCCUAUCAUCCCGGGCGGUUUGCUUGUGUUCUUUCCUUCGUAUCCUCUGCUGCACAAAUGUCAGGAAGCUUGGCAAGAGACGGGCAUUUGGGCACAAAUAAGCAGAACAAAGCCAAUUUUCGUAGAACCCCGGGGGAAGGAAGAGUUUCACAAUGCCAUGACGGAAUACUAUCAGAGAAUCAAUGAUCCCGAUGGAAAGGGAGCGGUAUUUAUGGCCGUAUGCAGGGGAAAGGUAUCCGAGGGGUUGGACUUUGCUGACAUGAAUGGACGUGCCGUUAUUAUCACAGGGCUUCCCUUUCCUCCGCUUAAGGAUGCCCGGAUAAUUUUGAAAAAGAAGUACCUGGAGGAAGUGCGUACGAAAGAGAACGAAAUUAUUUCCGGAGACGAAUGGUACUCCCUGGAAGCAUCCAGGGCUGUGAACCAGGCUAUUGGUCGCGUAAUACGACACAAGAAUGACUACGGUGCUAUUUUGCUGUGCGACAAUCGCUUCCACAAUCAUCGACAGAAGACUCAGCUUUCGUCCUGGAUUCAGCGGCAUCUCAAUGCAAGUCAAAAUCCCAACUUCGGACCGAUCAUUGGAGAACUUUCCAGAUUUUUUCGUAACGCGGAGAAAACGCUACCUCAAGCAAAGCUAACCCGAUCUCUGGUUCCACUGUUACCAGAACCCACAUUGGCAUUUGCAGAUACUCACGCGACCGGGCUGGUUGUAAACCCGGAAACUAAGAAAAAAUUGGACGACAUCAAAAACAAUUUUCUCAAGAUAGAAAGCUCAAACCAGGUUUCAAAUUUUAAGAUUUCGGAUUACCAACGGAAGCAUGGUGCACAGCUGGAGGAUAAACCGACGGAUUUUUUCGGCCGUUUGAACACGCAAGUUAGAUCGAUCGAUUUCAACGACAUGAGUGCGUACUUGAGUCAAAGUUCGUCUCAGCCACUGGUCGCCAUCCACAAGCGGGAGCGCUCGUACGAACACCACCUGCCGGCAAGCAGUUCCAGUCAGUUGGGAACAGUCGCUCAAAAGAAGCGGAAGUUGGUAUUGAUCCCACAGGAAACAAUUAACCUCACUGGAAUCGAUGAUGAAGACGAACGAGGGAAAGAUCAACCAACCCGGCAGGCUCCGGAGGAUCGCGUAGAGUUGUUAAAGGUGAUCAAAUCGUCCAUCAGUAUGGCAAAGUACAAACUCUUCCUGACGUCAUUAACCAACUACAAGAAUGAUAAAUGCUUUGAUAAGUUGAUGAACGGAAUAUUGGAAGCGUUUGACAAACCAGAUCUGUACUACUUGCUGCGAGCGAUGCGAAGAUUCGUUAAGGGAGAGCACGAAGCACAGUUUGAUGCAAAGAUUAAAGAAGUGUGCGGUUGAUUCUUUUUGUUUUAGUCACUGACUUGGUGACUGACCACGUGAAACUUGUAUGCAGUGGUUGUCUAUAAAAUGUGAUAUUGUUAAUUACAAAUUCGCCCAGUAGGUACG